This is a messenger RNA of Doryrhamphus excisus (bluestripe pipefish), 979 nucleotides long. It is a transcript of the gene gfer, whose product is annotated as growth factor, augmenter of liver regeneration (ERV1 homolog, S. cerevisiae). Gene Ontology annotation, molecular function: flavin adenine dinucleotide binding; flavin-dependent sulfhydryl oxidase activity. Gene Ontology annotation, cellular component: mitochondrion. Gene Ontology annotation, biological process: liver development. NCBI's taxonomy places the organism in Eukaryota, Metazoa, Chordata, Actinopteri, Syngnathiformes, Syngnathidae. The record is from RefSeq and is a predicted model, not a curated record.
GACAUCCGACGAGCACUUACAUCACACUGGAAGUAUCGAGACACAGCAUGUUCGCUCGCCUCUCCACUGACAAAAAUAUAUUUAGUAUUAUUUUAUUUAUAAUAUUUAGAUAAUGCGUAAUUUUGCAAUAUAAGUUAGUGAAUUGAUCUUUUGAGUUAGCUGAUUAGAAAGUCAUUGGCUAAAUGUGUUGACCAUUAGCCAAACAUGGCUGCGUCCUCAUCACCGAGCGACUCACCCGGCUUUGAUGGCUUCCCGUUUAGAACUUCCGAGGACAAUUCCAGCGGGGAUCAGCAAGUGAAAAAGAAGCCAUGUCGCGCUUGUACGGACUUUAAAUCUUGGAUGAAGACACAGAAGCGACAGACGACAGCUGCUGUGGAGGAUCCCAAAGCUGAGCAGGAGUUCCAAGAUCCUCAGUGCCCACUUGACAGGGAGGAACUGGGCCGCAACACCUGGUCCUUUCUGCACACCAUGGCCGCAUAUUACCCGGAUAAACCAUCUCCCAGCCAGCAGCAAGAGAUGGGCCAGUUCAUUAACCUCUUCUCCAAAUUCUUCCCCUGCGACGAAUGUGCAGGAGACCUCAGGGACAGAUUAAAAACCAAUCAGCCGGACACCAGCAGCCGUCACGCUUUGUCUCAGUGGUUCUGUCGACUCCAUAACGGCGUCAACAUGCGUCUGGGAAAGCCUGAGUUUGAUUGCUCCCGAGUGGACGAGAGAUGGAAGGAUGGAUGGAAAGAUGGCUCCUGUGACUGACAGACAUCCUCACAGAACUUUUUGAGUGUGGAAGCGCUUUGCUUUGGAAAAAGGUGGACGGAAACCAAUUAAUUUUUCAUGGGAGUUUUACUGUCUGAUGAUGUAUUUGUUCCUGUAAGCGACAUGGAGAAAUAUCCCUUAAGGAGCAACAAUAAUACUGCAAUAUUAUUGUUACAGGACAUUUAUGUUUGCGUCACAACAAAUUCCGCAUUAAAAUGUUAUUUUCUGA